Messenger RNA from Arachis duranensis, 786 nucleotides. RefSeq lists its product as uncharacterized. NCBI's taxonomy places the organism in Eukaryota, Viridiplantae, Streptophyta, Magnoliopsida, Fabales, Fabaceae. The record is from RefSeq and is a predicted model, not a curated record. The coding region runs from base 76 to 546 and encodes 156 amino acids. The transcript is spliced from 2 exons.
CAUUUUCACAUCAAAAUUCCAAUUGAAUUGAACCGAAACGAAAAUUCUAAGGAAAAAAAAAAGAAAGAGAAAGCCAUGAAUCCCAAAGUUCUCUUCCUCUUCGGACUUCUCCUAAAUCUCGUUUCCAAUUCGUUCCAAAACCCUAACCCUAAAACCCCAAAUUCGAAGAUAUCAAAGGCUCAUGUUGAGCUCACGAACUAUGGCUUUCCAGUGGGGUUAUUGCCGGCGACAACCGUGUUGGGCUACGCCGUGAACGACACUUCCGGCGAUUUCUCCGUCAGGCUCGGCGGCGCGUGCAAGAUCACGCUCCCGCCGGACAACUACAUCGCCACGUACUCCAAAACCAUCAAGGGGAAGAUCGUGAAGGGGAAAAUUGCGGAGCUUGAUGGGAUUAGGGUUCGCGCGUUCUUCAAGUGGUGGUCCAUCACGGGAAUAAGGUCCUCCGGUGACGACAUUGUUUUCGAAGUCGGAAUGGUCACCGCCAAGUACCCGUCAAAGAACUUCGACCAGAGCCCCCCUUGCGAGGGACAACACUCCUCUUCCUGAAGUAAGGUUUCUAGGUACUUAUUCGCAGCCUCUGUGUUUUUAGUAAAUGGGAUAGUGACUGUGUCCACUGAAAUUGCAAAUACGUUUUAAAAGUCGCUUGUGUAAUAAUCGUAUAAUGUGUUUUUAGUGCUUGUGCUUUUAUGUAAUCUUAAUAUCGUAUUUGUUAAUUAUUAUGCCACGACGAAUCCCUUCUUGGUCACGUUGCUCGUUGGACUAUUUAAUAAGGCCAUUUUGAACAUA